AUGUACAUAGAGAACACAGUCCGAUAUCAAGCAAAAUCGCAAGAAGCUGGCGAAGAAUAUGCCAUGAUGCUCCCGCCGGGAGGCCACCUAGUGCGGGACUCGCAAGGGCAAGUGUAUACCGUAGCCAUGUUCCACCAGAUGCGGUGCCUCGAUAUCAUCCGCGAGGACUACGCUACCCGCCGGGCAUCGCCAUUGCGCAUGCAUUGUCUGAACUACUUACGGCAGUCAAUCUUGUGCAUGGCCGACACUCGCUUGGAGUCAAUACUCCAGACUGGCAAUAGAACCGUGAGCCUGUCCUCCGACUACGUAUGUAGAGACUGGACCGCGCUGUACGCGGCCGUAGAAGCCAACGGAAUCUAA
This is a messenger RNA of Punctularia strigosozonata HHB-11173 SS5, 360 nucleotides long. RefSeq lists its product as uncharacterized. The transcript is spliced from 2 exons. Gene Ontology annotation, biological process: mycotoxin biosynthetic process. Bases 1 to 360 code for a protein of 119 amino acids. NCBI's taxonomy places the organism in Eukaryota, Fungi, Basidiomycota, Agaricomycetes, Corticiales, Punctulariaceae. The record is from RefSeq and is a predicted model, not a curated record.